Molecule: messenger RNA, 2204 nt
Organism: Megalobrama amblycephala (Wuchang bream)
Lineage: Eukaryota; Metazoa; Chordata; Actinopteri; Cypriniformes; Xenocyprididae
Gene: camk2n1a
Product: calcium/calmodulin-dependent protein kinase II inhibitor 1a
Exons: 2
Coding region: 354-593 (79 amino acids)
Biological process (GO): negative regulation of protein kinase activity
Molecular function (GO): calcium-dependent protein kinase inhibitor activity; protein kinase binding
Source: RefSeq, a predicted model, not a curated record
CAUAAACACACACACGCCCGGAUGGAUGACUUCACUGUUCCGCCCGGGUUUCCUUUAUGAUCGCGGGAUCUCCCGUAUCUUACAGCAGACUUCACCUGACCGCUGGUGUAGCCGUGCACUCAGCCGCGCGCUCUCUCUCUCGCUCACUCGCUCUCCCCAGAACGACUCACUCUGCACCGAGCACUCCAGUCCCAUUGGAAGUUGGCGGUGCGAGGAGUCUGACAUUUACGCGCAGGGAUAUCUACGUAUAAAGAAGUGCACUUGUUUUGCGGGGAUAGUUGCCAUAUCCACCGUAGCUGCCUAUACAGUUCUAUAGCGCCUUCUGCGUCGCGAGCCCGUCCUUAACAGCAGCCAUGUCCGAGGUUCUGCCGUACGGAGAGGGGAAAAUGAGCGGAUACGGAGGGGACAACGAUGUCAGUCAGAUGUCCUUCAGCUGCGGGCUGCAGGACACCAACUCGUUCUUCGGAGCGUCGCAAGCGAAAAGACCUCCAAAACUUGGACAGAUCGGCAGGGCGAAGAGAGUGGUCAUCGAGGACGAUCGAAUAGAUGAGGUGCUGAAAGGCAUGACCGACAAAUCAUCACCGGGCGUUUAAACCCGCGCGAUGCCUUGCAGACAUUUCAAUUUUUUAUCACCGAUUCGAAGCACUUGUCGGUUGUGCAUGUGAAGAAGAUUGCAAAGAGAUGGGGGGACGGUGGCACGACGCUCGAACCACGAGGAGACUAAACAAAAAGGGCAAACGAGAAUUAAAGAAGGGAGAGACGGAAUUUCCUUUGGGGUUUGCUGGCAAUUCUCCAAUAUAAACGACACCCGAAUGAAAGCUUUGAGGAAGAUGUCGGAGAUGUUGUUGUGGCUGCGCGCGCUGCGGCUUUGUGAAUAAAGAUGGAUGGACUUGUCAUUAUUAUUCCACGACCAUCAUCUUCCAAAAGCGCUGUAAGCAACGCGAAGUUCAACCGAAGACUGAACCGCAUCUUAAGCUCUGUUACUAUAGCUGUACAGUAUCUUUGCUCAAAGACCUUCCCCUUCAGUCACACAAACAAACAAACAAACACACACACACACACACACACACACACACACACACACACACUCACGUAUAUGGAUCUGCCUUGAGCGUCGACUUCAACUCGACUGCUGCUUUUAGAAACAUUUUAGACUUCACACACACAGAUAUCGAGCUCCCAUAAUGAUAAUUGAACUAUAUAUGUACGGAUGGUGCAAUGUGAAUAUUUUCUUUCGCCAUUUUGCAUCAUGUUCUUUUUCAAAAAUUGAGAAUAUUAUCAUUCACAUGCCCACAGGUGUUGAAGCGUAUAGUCUUUGAAGCGUCGUUUGCUGAUCUAUUGUUUUGCCCUUCACUGCAGCUGAUUUGCGCACCUGCGCCACGGAUUCACAUCAUCAGUACAGCACAGAGGAACAUUGUGCAUUACCACCUCAUGUAAUUAAACCAACAUGAAUGCGUCUUGGUUUCUUCCAAGCCCUUUUAUGUUUGAUAUAUUUUGAUUUCAGCUCCUCACAUUUCUUUUGUCGUGUCCAUCUCUUUGCAUGAACUUUCACUCCGGUGCCAACAGAGGUGCCACCAUGAAUCUUACCCUGGCACGCUUCUUCUUUUUAAAAAAAAGUCAUAUUUGUAUUUUUAUAUCUAAAUAUUUGUUAUUUAAAAUGAUAUGCUAGUAUGUCGUCUUAAAGAUUCAUCAACAAUGAUGUUUAUAUUUCAGAGAAAAAUCUUUAGACAGGGACGAGAGGAUAAUUCGGUUUGGUCGGGAUGGUUUUUUGUUUGUUUUUAAAAAGACUUGAUGAAUGAAUGUUUCUCUGGUUUUUUGCACACCUACACAUCUGUGUUGAACUACUGUUAUAUGGAAAUCGUAAACUGUGACUUGAGCUUUGUUGAAUUUGUUAGAAAAAUGGCGAUAUUAGAAAUCUACUGCACUGUUUACGAAUAUCUUCAAAAAACUUGUUAUUUGACAGGUUUUUGGACAUUACGUUUCUUUUAUUUGAAUUUUUUGCUUUGUUUUGUACCAUUAUUCUAAAGAAACUGACUAUGGUUUGUUGUGCAUGAAACCUUAAUACUUUUCAAUAAUGGAACAUCGUUUUAUUAAGCAAAAAAAAGCAACAAAAAAUGUCAUGACAUUCUAAGAAUGAAUCAUUGCAUAUUAAAAUACCAUUUUCACUGUAUUUGGUGAACUAAUAAAUGGUGGAAGAACAUACA